UCUGCGAUCAUGGCGAACCGAUAUGUGCUCGUCAGGUCAGACGGCGACGGGCCGAAGCCGUGCGCCUUCUAUGCCUCUGCGGCGGGAUGCAGGAACGCGGCGAGCUGCAAGUUUUUGCAUGGCGACCAGCCCACUGCUGGCAGCCUUGUAGCCAAGUCGCAGCCCCCGUCAGCCACCAAGGCCAAGCCGGCGGCAGAAGCUGUGACCACCCCGAUGCCGACACCAGCUGCCUCGGUGACGCCGCUGUCGGCCAACGGUCACUCGGCUGCAGCUGAGGAGGCGGCGCGAGCUGCGAAGAAGAAAGCCAAGAAAAAGACCAAGAAGGAGAGAGAGGCAAGGGAGGCAGCAGCCGCAGCAGCACCAGCAACCACACCAGCGCCAGCACCAGCGCCGGUGGUCAACGGUCACUCGGCUGCGGCUGAGGAGCCGAAGGGAACUGCGAACAAGAAAGCCAAGAAAAAGGCCAAGAAAGAGAGAGAAGCAAGGGAGGCAGCAGCCGCAGGAGCAGCGACCACACCAGCACCAGCACAAGCGCCAGCACCAGCACCAGCACCUGUGGCGUCGCCGGCAGCACUCACACCUACCCCCGCGGGUACCCCUGCGCCCGUGGCGGUGGCUACAGGUCAAAUCCUGUCCAAGACAAAGGCAAAGAAGCAAGCGUUUCGCGAAAAGGCAGCGAGAAAGGCGGAGGCGGCGGCCGCUCUGGCCACGGCAAACGCCAAUGCGGCGAACGCCGCCGCCGCUGCUGCAGGCGCUGCCGCGCUCGCUGCUGCUGCACGUGCCGCGAACCCGUCGCCGCCGCUGGCCCCUCCGCCGACUGGUGUUGCUCCCGCGGUUGUCCCGGGCGCUGCAGCACCUACUCCUGUGGCGGCCGCUGCCGCCCCCGCUCUCCCUGUCUCCAAGAAAAAGAAGCGGAAGAACAAGAAGAAGACGGCGCCUGCGGCCACCCCACCAGCCGCUGGGGCCGUAGUGGGCCCGCCGCCCCCGGUUUUCCGACAAAUGCCCAAGAUGUCAACGCCGCCGCCGCCGCCGCCGCCACCGCCGUCGCCCGCGACUGCCUCGAAGCCCACGACCAGGGUAUGCUCGUUCUUCAACAAGAAGAAGGGUUGCCAGGUUGGCGCGCUGUGCCCUUACCUGCACCAGGGCGUCGAGAGGGGCGGGUUCGGGGGAACGAGAGGGCACGCCAAGCCGCCGACGGCAACGGUGCCGCCUGCCGCUGUUGGGCCACCGCCGGCCUCCCCGGUAGCCGUGGCGGCCGCCGCCGCCGCGUCCAGGAAGCGCAAGCCGGCGUCCUCGCCGGUCGCCCCCGCGGUCGACGUUGCCGUCGUUGCGGCCCCCGUCGCCGCGGUGAUGCCGGUGCUUCCGUUCGCACCGCCGCCGCCGCCAACCGCUGUGCAGGCGGUACCGCCGCCGGCGGAGGUAGCUGGGGGAGCAGCCAGCGAGAGCCCUUCCUCUCGACGAAAGAGAAAGCGCGGCCGGUCAGAGACCCCGGCUGCCACCGCGGCGGCAGCAGGUGCGGGGAUUUUCGACGGCCUUCCCAUCAGCCCGUUCGUGGCGACGGCGGCGGCGGCGGACAAGGAGGAGGAGCCCGCGGCGGUGGCAGCGGUGAUUGCUCCGGCGAGCGUUCCUCACCCGAAGGCUGAUGUUUGGCAGAUGCUCGUAGAGCGCACUCGUGCUCACCCUAAAUUCGCCAAGAACUACCGCUUCGAGACCGACGCGACUUGGGUAACGGCGUCCCCCUGCGGAGAUUCCUGCCCCGGCCUGCCCCAGGUCAUAGCUCUGGAUUGCGAGAUGUGCAUGAGCGAGGACCCGUUGAGCAAGGAGCGCAACGGCAAGGAGCUGUUGAGACUGAGCAUCGUCAGGGGGGAGGACGGGGAGAAGCUCAUGGACACGCUCGUGCGCCCGGGUAACCCCGUAGUUGACUGGCGCACUGACAUCCACGGCGUUGCCCCAGAGCACUUGGAGGGCGUCAUGUUCACACACAGGCACGCGCAAGUCGCUAUUUCGCGCAUCUGCUGUUCGCACACGGUCAUCAUCGGCCACGCGCUCAACAACGACUUGACGGCCCUCAAGAUGAAGCACGACCGGGUCGUAGACACCUCUUUCCUGUUCGAGGGAAGCGAUGAGAAGUUCAGCACCCCCAGCCUCAAGGACGUCGUGAAGGUAGCCUUGGGCAGGCACAUCCAGGACGGAUCUCACGACUCGGUCACGGAUGCGAAGAGCACCCUAGAGGUGGCCAGGUAUGCCCUGGAGAAGGUAGGCGCACCGCUUCCCUCCAUCGACAGGACCAAGAAGGCUAGCCGCAGGCGAAACGGGGAGGGGUCUCCAGAUGAUGCCGGUGGUGGCAAGAAACGGAGAGGGUUGGAAAACGGAGAAGACGACGCGGAUGCGAGGGCUGCGAAGGCGGAGAGGGAGCGGCGGUCCUUGAUGGUGCACCGGCUUCCCGCCGGUACGACGCCGGAACAGCUCAUGCGGGUCAUGCAGAAGAAGACGAAGGUCAUCGCUCAGGAGGCGGAGGGGAUCGAGUUCACGGGCACCACCGGGAAGACCCAUGUGGUGUACGCCACGAAAGAGCUGGCGGACGUAGCCUUCAAUGGCAUCUCCACCGCCGCGAAAGAGGACACUUCCGGUCGCCUUCAGAAGAGGAUCUACACCUCUGAAGACGGGAAGAAGUACAUCACGGUUCGUCACGCUUUGGUGAUGAACGAUGACGAAGAGGAAGUGGCAACUGGAUUAGACGGGCUAAUCUCAUCGUCAUCGUCAAGCGAGGAAGACUGACUCAUCUGUCGUUACUGUGCUCCUGGGACUCGUGAAAUACUCGUCGGGAUAAUCCUGGCGUGUUGUUGCACCGGGAUAUGCAUUCGUGGAGAGAUUGAUUCGUGCCUCGCGGGCUUGCUAUGCUGAGCAUCAGCAUGAGCGCUCCACCAUCUCCAAAAUUCUAGAUUUUUUUUUUUCCCGUGGGGAACGGAAUUGCUAAAACUGUUCGUAGUCCAAAAGCCGAAGAUUUUUUUUUUAUUUCGAGCAACCUCGAUUAUAGUUUCUCUCUUUGUGUAUUAUCAUCAUCACAGGAGUAGUCUUCGUCCGGCGAACGCAAAGGAACUGCCUUCCGGCGUCUUGUGUAUUGUACCCUCGGUCCCCGGCCGUAGCUUUUGCAGGGUUUUUCUAGUAAGACGUUGGAUACAGAACCCAAUCAAAGAAGUUGGGUUCGGGUUGGGGUUAGGGACAUAGAUCGGGUCUGCGUACCCCCUCCCUGUUUUACUUUCCUCGCAACCUGAACUUCUCGCGAUGGCGGUCCGUUCAUUUGGAAUCUUGGUAUUGUACUCUUGGAGACAAAGUAAGUAGCAUACAAUAGGUCAUGUUUUCGUUGACGCACGCUGGAGGGGCGGCGGUGGGGGAGAGGUUGGAGCGAAAUCAACGUUGAGGCUGCUGCUGAACGUGUCCCAUCGCUUAGGUCUCGUUGGGAAGGAGAUGCUCCAGGACUUUCGUGUCGGCGAGAGAAGGAGUUUUGGAGACGCCAUGAUGGUCAUCGAGCGAUACAAGACCAGGAUAUAGUCUCCGCGUUGUAUUCUUCUGGAAAGCGUUGCUGGGGAUUUUCGAUUUGCUUUGCAAGGAAUCUAAACGGCGAAAAGGGAUAGACGGGAAUCAGAUCCGAAGUUUGCGGCGGCAACACAAAAUCACAGCAGUGUUGGAUUUUCAGUAUCGAGUCAACCAAAAUUGAACUGCUUUGUAGCACUGCUUCUAAUUUUUUUUCUUCACGAAUCGAAGGCCAGUGUUGCUACUGCUCGUGCUGAGAAGAGUACCGCUGUUCGUUGUGUUAGGGUACCCAUUCAGGUCGAGGAGAAAGAGAAUCAAUCCCUUCUUGACGGCGUUACAGGGCGGGCGAGAUCUUCACCCCUUUUUCCAUCGCUUGGUCUCGGCGGAGGGUCAACAACCAGAGCCACAGCCACAUACCUUGUGUCUGCCGCAGGGGACACAAGAUACCACACCCCCCCGGACCGAUUUUCAAAGCUCUUUCAAAGCUCGACUAGUCCAAGACGAAGAGGAUGCACAAACCAAACGAUACGUUUUCGGAAAGCUCUCGACGAAGGCGGCUUCAAUUCGGCCGUUUCGGCGCUUCCAUUGUUAUGUUAUUGUUGGCGGAGAAGUCAAGGUUUGAGAAUUGCAGGUGCAUUGUCAGUCUCGAGAGCAAGUGGGAAACGAUGGUCAGCAAAAAGACGGUGAUGGCGCUGAUGGGCGAUACCAACCUGCCUGAUGUUCCACCUAAUAUUUUGGGAAAUAGAAAAAAGUGGGUAAACCCACCCCAUUCUCGGGCAAAAGUGGGUAGUCUACUCGAAAAUCCAGCGCGCGCGCACACUCCAUAGGCGGCCCCCAAACGACUCAAAAACCCCAUUCGACAACUGCGCGACACAGCCAGGGGCCAUACACAGCACGGGCAUCGAAUUUUCCCACUUUCAGGCACACCUGUGGCCCUCAUAUCGCCGAGGCGCGCAGGGCCUCAACAGAGUACCCACUUUUGUCCGACAUCGCGGUGGGUAUACCCAUCGGCGUCAACUAAUUUUUUCAUGUACCCACUUUUGUCUAUAUUUCGACCCACUUUUGUCCAAAUUGUACCCACUUGCGUCCAAUUACGGACGGCGGAAAUCGAGCGGAAAUCGACCUCCGCGUCACCGCACGAGAACGAGAGAACACCGAAUAGCUCGGAACGUCUCAGAACCUCCCAACACCGAAUCCAUGGCAUCUUUCGUAUCCAUGGCUGCCGACUGCGGACCGACCGCGGAGGAACAUGUCAGACACAUGCCAGGCCCCUUCGGUACCGGCAGGGGA
Ectocarpus sp. CCAP 1310/34 is the source of this 4824-nucleotide messenger RNA. Lineage: Eukaryota; Phaeophyceae; Ectocarpales; Ectocarpaceae. The record is from the annotation of a GenBank genome assembly.